This is a messenger RNA of Scylla paramamosain (green mud crab), 7833 nucleotides long. RefSeq names its product fasciclin-2-like. Gene Ontology annotation, molecular function: protein binding. Gene Ontology annotation, biological process: cell adhesion. The transcript has 17 exons. Gene Ontology annotation, cellular component: membrane. The record is from RefSeq and is a predicted model, not a curated record. NCBI's taxonomy places the organism in Eukaryota, Metazoa, Arthropoda, Malacostraca, Decapoda, Portunidae. Bases 426 to 4196 code for a protein of 1256 amino acids.
CCCUCGUCAGUAGUGCGCAGGCUGCCGAUGUGUAGGGUCAGUUAGCGUCCCCGGUGCCGCUGCCAAGCCCUGAGAUCUCCGCGAAGUGAAGCUCGCGAGUUGGCGCUGCACGGAGGUGGAAAUGGUAGAGGGCAAGUGUCUCUGAGCGCGUGAGAGAAAGGAGACACUGAAGGAGGAGGAGAGGAGAGGUGCGUAUGUGUCUACUACUACUACUACCUACUACUACCUGCUGCUUGAUGCUCGCUGCUCAGGUGUGGUGCCUCUGAGGUGCUCCCCGCUUGUGUUGUGUUGCCCCACGAUUGCAUAGCGUUAGUAGUGUGCCGGAUUAACGAACAAACUUGUGCGUGGUUGUCGCUUGAGGGAAGUCUGUGCAGCGUCCCGUCCCUGCCUGUCUGAGUGGCGACGGUGGAGGUUGUGAAUUCAAGAUGGCGAACCAGCGGUAUCUGAUUCUGCUCAGCUUAUUAGCAGUGCAAGUGAGCCUGGCCAAGGAACCCACACUUAUCAUCCAGCCAAACAGCAUCCUGAAGUCAGUGGGGGAGGGGGCCUAUGUGUCAUGCAUGGCCCAGGUGGACGACGCGGACCUGGUGACCGAGAUGAGCUGGACGGCGCCUGACGGGGAGAAAAUCACCAACAACAAUGAGAAUUCGGUGUCCACAGCGGAGGAUGGCACCACGGGCAAGCUGGAUCUCGUCAUCACCAAGCUGAGGGAGCGAGAUGUGGGGGAGUACACUUGUUCAGCCACUUAUGCUGGCAACCAGAAGCUGGAGGCAAAGAUUAUGGUGGAGUCCUUCAUGGAGAUUGACUUUGGGGACACACCCCUCCACCAGACACUGCUCAUUGGCCAGGAAGGGAAGAUCAAGUGUACACCAAUGGCCAAGCCAGCACCUAUUGUUGACUGGUUCAAGAAUAUGAUACCACUUAAGAAUGGCGACAACCACAUCAUUCAGCAAGAUGGGAUUCUCAUCAAGGAGGUGACAGAGGCGGAUGAGGGAACAUACCGGUGCAGAGCCAGAGUGUCAGCCCUGGGAUCCAUGAAGCAGAUGGAGAUACAGGUGGAGGUGAACAUUCCCCCAGUCAUCAACAUCCCACCACAGAACGUCACAGGAAGAGAGCACGAGGAGGCAAUCUUUGAGUGCAGUGCCACGGGGAAGCCGGCGCCAGAGUAUUCCUGGGUGGACAACAACAAUGUGCCACUGCAGAAUGGGGAUGACUACCACAUGAACAGUGAAACGGGAGUGCUCAAGAUCAUGAACCUGAGGCCAGAGCAGUCUGGGGAGUACCGGUGCACGGCUGCCAACUCCGCUGGCGAGGACUUCAAGACAGCACAUCUCCAGGUUUACACCAAGCCCAUGGUAGAAGAAUACCUCAACCUGACUGUGCAGAGUGGCAACAAUAUGGAGAUGCGGUGUGUGGUGAGCGGCAACCCUCCACCUCAGGUUAUCUUCAAGAAGGAGAGUGAGCCAGGGAACUACAGCCAAGGCAUCAAUGCUGACGACCGAAUUGUUGUGCGACAGGAAAGGGACGAGGAGGGACGGGAAGUUGGCAUUCUGGAGAUCGAAGGUGUGUCGCGCAGCGAUGAUGGCCUGUAUACAUGCACGGCCGUGUCUGAAGGUGGCGUGACACAGAGGUGGGGCCACAUCACUGUUGAGUUCAGCCCCACCUUUGAGGAGCAGGGAACCACCGUGCAGUGGUCUUGGGAGAAGGCGCCAGUCAACCUCACCUGCCUCGCCACCUCCAUCCCCAAUGCUACCAUUCAGUGGUACUUACGCAACCAAGAAAUCAAUGCCAAUGACCCCAAUAUGCAGAGGUUAGAGAUGGGGCCACGUGGGGUGCUCAGAGUCAACCCCAUCAGCUCCUCCUACUUUGGUUUCUACACAUGCAAGGCAACCAACACUCUAGGAACCAACUCUCUUGACAUCGAACUGAAGGAGGCCCACCCUCCAGGACCCAUCAUCAGCUCCAAGGUGGAUAAGAAGACAGCAACCACCAUCUCUUGGAUCCUGGUGGACCCAGCUGAUGAUGGCGGCCUGCCCAUUCAGAGCUACAUUGUGGAGUACAGGGAAGCAGAACACACUUGGGAGGAAGCUUUCAGACAUGUAUGGAACAAAGGCUCUUCCUACACCAUCGACAACCUCAUUCCAAUGGCAACAUACGUCUUCCGCUUUGCCGCACGGAGCAAGGUUGGCGACGGAGAGUGGGGAGGUGAAAAGAGUGAAAUGAUGCCCGGACACGCUGAGCCAGAGGAGCCCCUGAUCUUUGCUGCGGCCGAGAUGGAGAUACCUUACUCCAACCACUAUGAGCUCCAGUGGGAAGUCCCUCUCAACAAUGGCCGGGAAAUUGACUUCUUCCAGAUUGUGUAUUAUCAGGUGAAGAAGAAGGGAGAGGAGUGGGAGCCGGUGGGGAAGAAGACGACGCAAGAGGUUCCUUAUCCCGGCACAAGCUCCUACAAGAUCGAAGGACUCCUCAGCAACUCAUACUACAAGAUUGAGUUGCGCGCUCACAACGACAUUGGCUUUUCCACCCCAGCUGAGAAAAUUAUCAAGACUGCACAUGAUCCCAAGACCCCAACAGGUAAUGGCUCGGGCGCGUCUGUGCAAUACAGUAGCAUUGCUCCCUCCACUACUGCCCUCGUCCACGGCCACGACCCAGAAGGUUUGUCCGAGGAGGGUGGCCCCAACGCUGGCAUCAUCGUGGCCAUCAUCAUCAUCGUCAUCCUGGUGGUGGCAGUGGUGGUGGAUGUGACCUGCUUCUUCACCCGCAGUGCCGGCCUCAUCGCCACCAUUGCCAGCAAGCGAGGUGCCAAGGACAAGGACAAGGAGACCAUGCUUGAGGAUGGCAAGAAUGCAAGACAUUCCUCCCACGAAGGCAUUGGUAAGAACCCGCAGGUGUGGAGAGGCACCAAUGUGUCUGACAGGAGUGAGGGGGCCCACCAGGCACCACUUCGACCAGCACUCAGACCACCACAGCACCAUCACACCUCUACAAGCACUGCCACUCCUGAACACCCACCACACCCGCCAGAGACUGAGGCCAUGCAGAACACCAAACCCAUCAUUCGGGAGCUACACAGGAAGAGCACUAGGGAGGAAACUACUCAUUCCUUAAUUAACACAGGACAUGAUUUCUUUGACCCACCAAAUGAGAAUGUACUGAAGAGCAGCAUCAGCUCUCCAUUACUCGAUCAGUCUUACUCUGAUGACUCAAUCUAUGCUAAGGUGUCGGAUGUCACUGAGCCAAGGGAGAACCCAGCCACUCGAUGCACUCGCCUCACACAUAGUCAGGAGUUGCUGGCACAAGUUCUUCAGAAGAGAGCACCAUUCAGAGAGAGAGAAGAUGCUCCCUUCCUACCCAAAGCCACCAAGGUACGGUCUGUGUCACUGGAAGAUGCAGCUUAUGACUUGGCGGAAAUCCCUCACCCCAGCAGAUUAGUAAACUCACUAUUGGGCAGCACAGAAAUGCUUCAAGAUUUUCAAGCCCCACAUCACAGCAGCACAGAAGCCCUGAAGUUUGGAAGUAAUGAAGUAUUCAGCCAGCCAACUGCACAUCUUUUGUUAGGGAGCAGUGGAGAUCCACUCACACACGUCAUCCCACCUUGUCCCUUGCCAAGAAAAAGUGAAAAGUACAAUGAUAAUCUGAGAAUGCAGUUUUUCCUUUCAAACAGUAGAGAAAUGCUGAAUGGUGGUCCAAGAUUAGCAGACAGCAGACCUCAAAAUGGAGAAACAUUGAAUGGUCCUCCAAGAUUGACAAACACCAGAUCUCAAGGGCCUCCCAGUGUGGGGUCCUGCAGCACUCACUACCAGCCCACAGAUGCCGCACCUCACCAAACACAGACAAAGACAGCAUACAGAAUAGCACCUUAUGAUGACCCAAUCAUCCCCGCAAGGCCUCCCCCUCCAAGCCCCCCCAGGAGACAAGGAAAAGAUGCACCACAGAACAUCAAAACACAGCCAUUUAUCCCUCUCCCUGCACCUCGCAAAGACAAGAAACCUCCAUGGAAAGUAAGCAAGGGAUACAGUAGAGACACAUCACAACAUCCAAGUCUCAGCCUCAGCAUGGACACUCUAGACUCAGCGACAGAUACACACCAGUCACCACAGCAACACCCUCAUCCUCUGCCCACAACCAGGUCCCUCAACAACCUGCUGGACGACUCAAACAGCAGUCUUCGGUCGUACGGCAAGCCAACACUGCUGUAGCCUGAGUGUUGCAUGCUGGCUUGUUGGGUUCAGGUGGAUGGAAAAUGUUGGCAUGGUGAAAGUGAUGACGACAAGGGAGAGAUCAAGAAGGAGGAGAAUGAGGAUGAGAAGCUUAAGACAAGUGAAUCAUAGAGCACCAUACUGAAAGAUUCUCCGUGUGUUAACCAGCCUUCCACCUGCUAGUCUUCACCAGGCCUAAGUGCUGAGUCCCUCUCUGUCUGACACACAAUUCAUGGGUCAGCUGCUGAAGUGAAAGAGAGGGAAAGAGAGAGAGAGACAGAGAACUAACAUGCAGAUGGCUGUGUGCAUUAAGAAGCCAUAUUGUGAUAAGACAGAUUUGUAUUUUUCUUUUUUUUAAAGCUGCUGAUUUUUUUUUUUUUUUUUUAAGUCUGCCAAAGAGAAAUAAAUCAGUGUUACAGGGAAUGCAUGUGUGUGUGUGUGUGUGUAGUAAUGUGUCUUCUUCAGUGUGUGUACUGAGGAGAGUUGGCACAGUAGAAAGUGUGUGUGUGUGUGUGUGUGUGUGUGUGUGUGUGUGUGUGUGUGUGUGUGUGUGUGUGUGUGUGUGUGUGUGUGUGUAAAAGGCUGAGCAUGCAGUUCUGAACGUAAGGCAGAUAUUUUUUUAUAAUUUUUUAUUACAUAUAUUCCAACAAAACUUAGUUGACGAAUGAUUAUUAUUAUUUUAAAUGUACCAUGACAUGUAUGCAAUGUGUACAUGUGAGGUACAGGUUGCAGAGGCCGGCAAGCUUUCAUUUGAGUGCACGUCACCAAGUCUUUACAUAUAUUAUGUAAAUGUGCAAGUUAGCAACAAAAACUGCAUGCCGUCAUGAAGGAGUGACCUCAUUCCUGGUACGGCAAGCAAUUAUUUACAUUUCCACGCCACACACAAGUUUACCAGACAAGUAGAGGGUCGUGCCUGCCUCCCUCUCCCUUUUUGUUUAGGAUGUUUAGUGUGUGUGCGUAUGUGUGUGUGUGUGAGUGUGUGCGAGUGUGUGUAUCUUUGUCAUCUCGCUGUGCUGAUUAUAGCCUUAUACAAUGUAAAUUAUAUUACUUAAUGUUCACAAAAUAUCUCCUAAAGUGAAAUUUAAUAUUGAACAAGUACUAAUUGAUUUCCAUGUGAAUCAGAGCCUUGCCUUUAAUGUAUAAGUAAGCUGUGUAACAAGUCACUUGUACACCUGGCAACACCCCAGUGAGGGAACCACCAGUACUCAGGUGUGCAGGGCCGGGCGUGGUGUGUGGCUGCCCCAGGGAACACCACACCACCACCACCACACCACACCACACCACACCACCACAGUACUGCACCACCAGUACUCAGGUGUGCAGAGAUGGGCGUGGUGUGGUGGCCACUCCACACCACCACAAUACCACACAGUUGCUGCAGCUCCCUCGGGGCUGUUCUCCCUCAGGUUGUUUCCAGUACAGCUCAGUCAGAGUGAGCAAUAAGUAGCCGAGGAAGGAGACAAGAUCAGCAGAUGCUCAUCACUAAAACUGAUCUAAUUCUUCCUGUUGUCUUCAAAAACACAUUUGUUACAGAUGUGCACCAAAAGUUUCCCUUCAUUUUGGGAAAGAAUCAAAUACUGGAUGCUUUAUUGUGAAUGAAUACAUUCAGUAUAAGAAACACUUGUCUUCUGCUUCAUCAAGGGACGUUUUUAUUCUUUGAUUUUCUUACAAAAAGACUAAGAAGCCUCAGACCAAACAUUUUGUAACAUUAUCAUGUUUGUAAAACUCAUUUUUUACAGAAGCUUAUUUAUUUUCCUGAUCUUGUAUCUGGAAAGGAUUCAUCAAACAGAUUGUACUGACUGUAUUGCUAUCCACUUGUGCUUCAGUUGCAAUGAAGACUCUUAGAUAAGACUUUAAUGGUUGAGGAAUGGUAAAAGUGCAUUGACCAGUAAAUGGUAAAACUUUCCCUUGCAGACUGAAGGACACGUGUUGCCCAAGGUUUUGCUCCAUUGUCUCUCUUAACAUAUUCCAUUGAACAACACUUAUAAAUCGCCAGGUUCCUGAGUGUACCAGUUCGGCGCAAGCCGUUACUGUAUGAAGCAUAGCGUUCUCUUCCUCACCAGGGCCGUGACUACCCAUCACUCAUAUUACUUCAUUGCUAAACGUCUGAACUACGAUACUUUCAGUUAUGUACUGUAAAAAUAAAGGGAAAAUGUGGAUGUGUUGAGACAUAAUGACCCUCACACACCAAUACUCUUACAUGUAUCUAUCUCCAUUCUCUCAGCUCUGAAUAUCUACCUUUCUGUCUGUCACUAGGCUGUACUUGUCAAAAGCUGUCAGACUUUGCUGUGAAAACUAACCGCAUAGCCACAUCAAGCUGUUAUAGCCAUGGGACUGUUGCCUCAACUGGAAAAAAAAAAAAAGGGUGACUGAAAUACAUGUGCAAAGAAAAGCAUAGACAUGUUUUUGUUCUUGUCAUGGUUCUAUAUUAAGCAGCUUGUGAUAUAUUGAGACUAAACCUCCUUGGAUCAUUUAUCCAAGUCUUAGGGCUUAAAUGUUGUAUGAAUUGCAGUAUAUAAAUGCUUUCAGCCCUACAACCCAGUGGUGUGAUAAGUCAGAAAAAGGAGAAGCUUGGCUCUCACAAACUAGAAUACUCUGUUUGCAAGACCUGCUUGUUUCAAAGCUUCAUUGGUGACAACAAAGAAGAGAAAGGAUGAGCGGGACAAGUGAAGUGGGGAUGACAAGCCAGUGUGAUAUUACCAUACCCAACCAAGGACUGUAUUCUAAAACACUUCUGUGCCACACCUCCACUACUUUCAAAGGCUCUAGUUGAAGUUAAUGUGGGUUUUUAAGAGUGUUGUUAUGAUUCUGGUGACAUAUUAACAAUGAUUCCUAUAUUAUUAACAGAAGAAACACUCUUGAGAACCUGGCUAAUCACCUCUGUGGCCUUUGAAAACAGUUAUGGUGAGAGAGCAAAGUGUUUCUGAAUAGGGCCACAAGACUCCUCAGUGCGCCAUCCCCAGCAUGUGCAGGACCAAGAUAGACUACUUAGUGUGACACCUCACUUCUCAGUGCAGGACCAAGAUAGACUCCUAGUGUGACAAUUGCUGUGUUGACCGGACACUUGCUGUGUAGGCUGCUGUGUAAGCUAAUGGUGCAGUGACCAGGUCUUCACCGAUCUCGACAUUUUGCAUUGAAGUAAACACACGUUAUAACGAAUGUAGAACCUACGGUAUUAGUAUUUUUACUUUGUUACUAAAGGAGUGAAGGUCUGAGUGUGAAGGAGUCAGUCUCUUGUUUUGCCAGCCUCAUAAUACCUAGCUCCAUUAUUACCUUCUUAUAUUGGAGGGGCAACACCAUUUCCAUUAUUUUCAUAGUACAACAGAUCCACCAGGAACGCAUCUUUUCAAGCUUCAUUCUCUUGGAUGUUUUGGUAUGCCUGAAGAGACGUGAGGAGGUUUCUGAUGGAACAGCCUUCCCUCACUUGAGUAAUAUGUCUGGAGGGUGAUGGGGUGAAGGGUGACGGGGCCUGUGUGGGGGCGCCGAUGACAAUGACAUGAUGGUGGCUGCAUUGCAUCGCACGGCAUCCAUCCCAUUCAGCGUGGUAGUAUAAGGCCAGCUUUUUUUUAUUGUGAUUAUGUAUGAUUAAGCUUGUCUGUAAUCUUGUGUGGUGAAAAUAUAAUAUCUAGUAUUAUUU